This is a messenger RNA of Clonostachys byssicola, 2226 nucleotides long. Lineage: Eukaryota; Fungi; Ascomycota; Sordariomycetes; Hypocreales; Bionectriaceae. The record is from the annotation of a GenBank genome assembly.
AUGGGAGAGAUGGCACCACAUGGGCGGUGGCCAGUGAAGGACGCAAUUUUCACAUCAAUUAUUGGAGUCGUCAUGGUGAUGGCCUGCCUAGAGUGGUUUUUAUGGUUGGCAGCGUUUCUAUAUUGUCUGAUCAAAGUGUUUCAGAAAUCAGAACACUGGUCCAUCAAUGUCCUCUGUAUUAUUCUGGGUACGCUUUUUACUCUCCUUCGAAUCGUUUUCCUACCUAUUAUGGUGGUCACACUGCCGCUCCCCCACCAGGUUUCACAAUUUUGGCCUAAAGAGAUGGUCGAAUUUCUCCAGUGGUUUGCUUUUUGGAGUUUCGCCAUUCUUCUUACUGUCCCUUGGCUGUUUUGUGUUUACCAGUUAGUCACAAACCAAUUAGGGCGGACAAAGCGGAUUAAACAGGUCCUGGAUGAUGUGACAGCCCCCAAGGUUGUUAUCGUUAUGCCCUGCUAUCGGGAGGAGCCCGAGAUUCUUAUUAAAGCCGUCAACUCUGUUGUCGAUUGUGACUACCCUGCUACCUGUAUCCAUGUCUUUCUGUCAUUCGAUGGGGAACAAGAGGAUGAGCUGUAUCUCAAUACCAUCGAAAAGCUCGGCAUACCUUUAACAAUGGAGACCUACCCCAGGAGCAUCGACGUUACAUACAAGGAUGCUCGUGUCACCGUCUCCAGGUUUCAGCAUGGAGGAAAGCGCCAUUGCCAAAAGUCUACUUUUCGGCUCAUCGACAAGGUAUACGAAGAGUACCUCAGACGGAACGACAAUCUAUUUAUCCUAUUCAUCGACUCGGAUUGCAUUCUAGACAAAGUCUGCCUGCAGAAUUUUGUCUAUGACAUGGAGCUCAGUCCCGGCAAUACUAGAGACAUGCUGGCCAUGACUGGCGUCAUUACAUCAACAACACGAAAGCAUAGUGUCAUCACACUACUUCAAGAUAUGGAGUAUAUUCAUGGCCAGCUUUUCGAGCGAACGGUCGAGUCCGGCUGUGGUGCUGUGACUUGUCUGCCAGGCGCGUUGACAAUGCUCCGAUUUUCUGCCUUCCGCAGGAUGGCAAAAUACUAUUUCGCAGACAAUUCUGAAGCAUGCGAAGAUCUAUUUGAUUUUGCUAAAUGUCACCUUGGAGAGGACCGCUGGCUCACGCACCUCUUCAUGAUCGGUGCCAAGAAACGUUAUCAAAUCCAGAUGUGCACUUCAGCAUUCUGCAAAACUGAAGCUGUCCAGACGUGUCGAUCCCUGAUUAAGCAGCGGCGUCGAUGGUUCCUGGGGUUCAUCACCAAUGAGGUUUGCAUGCUUACUGACUGGAGACUAUGGAAACGGUAUCCUAUCCUAAUUGCCGUUCGCCUCAUGCAGAAUACGAUUCGCACUACGGCUCUCUUGUUCUUUAUCAUGGUGGUUGCUCUGAUGACAACAACGAAGAAGAUUGAUGACUUACCAGUCGGGUUCAUCGCUAUUUCUCUCGGGCUAAAUUGGCUUCUUAUGAUAUACUUCGGAGCUAAACUGAGAAGGUUUAAAAUAUUCUUAUACCCCCUAAUGUUCAUCCUGAACCCUUUCUUCAGUUGGUAUUACAUAGUGUACGGGAUUUUCACAGCCGGGCGAAGAACUUGGGGCGGCCCACGAGCCGAUGCAGCCGCUGCCGAUUCGAACACCACCGUUAGAGAGGCAAUUGAGCAAGCAGAACAACAAGGAGACGACUUGAAUAUAGUUCCGGAGACCUUCAAGAAUGCUCGUGUUACGAGGUCGGACGACGAGAAGACUAAGCAUCUUGUCCGAAAAGGGAGCGUGGUAAGACCACCAAAGGAUGUCGACGGAAAGUUUGUCGCUCGGAGAAGGACACCAGCAGGUUUAUACACAGAUAUAAACCUAGAUGAGGAAGAGGCGCUCGAAACUGUUGCCACCCAUGCAGAGGCGACAGUCGAUGACGCAAGCCCACGUCUUCAAAGAGAAGAUCACCUUGUGUACAUGCCAAGAGGGAUAGAAGCUUUGAUGAGAGACGAAGACCGUCGGAAGUAUAUGAUUGCUCAGAAGGCCAGACAGGCGAGACAGGAACAGGAAGAACUGAGGAACCGACAUCCUGACAUAUGGGGUUCGAGGCUUGAGAUGGCCCAAUUCAACACUCGGCCGCAUCCAUCGGGAUCUUCCUCCAACAGCAGAAACCACCGAUAUGCAAGAAUAAUAGGUGAAAAUGGUACUGAUGCAUCAUCCCCGGCAACUUCAGGAGGGGAAGAAACCUAG